Molecule: messenger RNA, 1152 nt
Organism: Eremothecium gossypii ATCC 10895
Lineage: Eukaryota; Fungi; Ascomycota; Saccharomycetes; Saccharomycetales; Saccharomycetaceae
Gene: FTR1
Product: high-affinity iron permease FTR1
Exons: 1
Coding region: 1-1152 (383 amino acids)
Biological process (GO): iron ion transmembrane transport
Cellular component (GO): high-affinity iron permease complex; plasma membrane
Molecular function (GO): ferrous iron transmembrane transporter activity
Source: RefSeq, marked provisional
AUGGCGAACAAGGUGUUUAACGUGGCGGUGUUCUUCGUCGUCUUCCGGGAGUGUCUGGAGGCGGCGGUAAUCGUGUCGGUGCUGCUGUCGUUCGUGCAGCAGGCCGUGGGCGACGCGGACAAGGUGGUGCACCGCAAGCUGAAGUGGCAGAUCUGGAUCGGCGUGGCGCUGGGGAUGCUCAUCUGCCUGGCGGUGGGCGGCGGCUUCAUCGGCGCGUUCUACUCGCUCAAGAAAGACAUCAUGGGCAAGACCGAGGACCUGUGGGAGGGCAUUUUCUGCAUGGUUGCCACGGUGAUGAUCAGCGUGAUGGGCGUGGCCAUGCUGCGCAUCAACAAGCUGCAGGCCAAGUGGCGCGUGAAGAUCGCGCAGGCGCUGGUCGCGCUGCCUGCGCGCCGCCGCGACCGCAUGCGCCUGGGCUUUCUGGCCAAGCGCUACGCAAUGUUCCUGCUGCCCUUUGUGACCGUGCUGCGCGAGGGCCUGGAGGCCGUGGUUUUUGUCGCGGGCGCCGGCGUGUCGUCCUCGACCGCCAGCGCGUCCUCCUACCCGCUGCCCGUGAUCGUAGGCUUGCUGGCCGGCGCGGCCGUGGGCGCCCUGCUGUACUACGGCGCGUCCCGCUCCUCCAUGCAGGUCUUCCUGAUCCUGUCCACGUGUAUUCUAUACCUGAUAGCCGCCGGCCUGUGCUCACGCGGCGCCUGGUUUUUUGAAAACCACCGCUACAACCUGGGCACGGGCGGCGACGCAUCCGAGAGCGGCAGCGGCAACGGCUCCUACAACAUCCUGCAGGCCGUGUACCACGUCAACUGCUGCAACCCGGAGAUCGACAACGGCUGGGACAUCUUCAACUCGUUGCUGGGCUGGCAGAACACCGGCUACCUGGCCAGCAUUCUGGCCUACAACCUGUACUGGCUCGUGCUCAUCGUCGUGUUGCUGCUCAUGAUCUACGAUGAGCGCCACGGGCACCUGCCGCUGUGUCGCGGCCUGCGCCUGCGCCACCUCUCUCCGGGCUACUGGCUGAAGCGCCGCCGCGCGGCAGAGCUCACCGACGCACAGAAGCAGCAGCUGUUCAGCCGUGUCGAUGAGCUGGUCGUCACGGAGGACGGCGUGCACGCCCAGCCGGCCCAGCCGGCGCAGCCAGCCGCGCCGUCGCACUAA